Aethina tumida (small hive beetle) is the source of this 905-nucleotide messenger RNA. RefSeq names its product translocon-associated protein subunit beta (gene SsRbeta). The transcript has 3 exons. NCBI's taxonomy places the organism in Eukaryota, Metazoa, Arthropoda, Insecta, Coleoptera, Nitidulidae. The record is from RefSeq and is a predicted model, not a curated record. The coding region runs from base 144 to 725 and encodes 193 amino acids. Gene Ontology annotation, cellular component: endoplasmic reticulum; membrane.
GGCCAACUUUACAAAUUUGUUCAGACGUGGCCGAUUCGUGGCGUAUUUUCACUUUGUGGUUAGCUAGAUGAGUGAGAAGUAGUCAGUUCUGGUUCAGACAACAUAGUGAAAUAGUUGUUUAAUUUAAGUUAUUAUUGCUCAGAAUGUUAAAACAAAUUGCUGUCGUUCUGGCACUAUGUGCUGUAGUCCUCUGUGAUAGUGAAGAAGACUCAGGAGCAAGAGUGUUAGUCUCCAAGCAGAUUUUGAACAGAUAUUUAGUCGAAAAUAAAGAUAUUGAAGUAAAAUAUACUUUAUAUAAUGUUGGAACAUCAGCAGCUGUUGAUGUAAAUCUGGUUGAUAACGGCUUCCAUCCUGAGAACUUUGAAGUAGUUGGGGGCCAACUGAGCUGCAAAUUCGACAGAAUUCCACCUCAGUCCAAUGUAACACACGUUGUAGUUGUCAGACCUUUGAGGUAUGGAUACUUCAACUUCACCAGUGCUGAAGCCACAUACAAAACAUCUGAUGAUGCCAGUGCCGAUAAACCAGUACAAGUAUCCCUGAGCAGUGAACCUGGUGAGGGUGGAAUCAUCGCCUUUCGCGACUACGACAAGAAAUUCUCCUCUCACUACUGGGACUGGCUGGCCUUUGCCCUCAUGACCCUUCCAUCUUUUGUCAUUCCAUUGGGUCUGUGGUACAGGAGCAAGAGCAAAUACGAAAAAUUGGUCGCCAAAACCAAGAGCAAAUAAAUUGAAGACUUUACAUUUUUUUGUUUUUAGAUUUAUUUAUUUUUACUAAGUUAAUUGUGAGUACAAUCAUCUGCAGAUUUGUAACAUCAUUGUAUAAACCAUUUUUUUAUGGUUCUCAGGCUCAUUGUUAUUUGUUUAACUUUUCUAUGAAAACAAAAUAAAAUCAUUUUUUAUAAGAAA